ACGUGGUAGUCUUCAGUGUAUUGUAAUAGAUGCACACGUGCAAAAUAUUCCUCCUUCGCGCGUAUGACGAUAUUCACAUUGAUUGAGUCCUUACGGUUGACGUUUUGAGAAAAAAAAUUUAGUUUUGAAGAGAAUCUCUUAAUAUAUCAUUGUCUGAAUUCGAAAUCCAAAAACAGACACGAUGCUGAGUAAAACGAGAUUAUUGCGCAACGUCGGCGUUUUGAGACAUUGCCUCGCUGCAAAUUCAGAAUUAGGAAAUAAUGGAUUUUCUGCAGUGCAAGUCAGGGAAAAGGGCACCACGCCAAUGAACACAGUUUUGAUGUUUGUACCACAGCAAGAGGCGUGGGUUGUAGAAAGAAUGGGAAAGUUUCACAGAAUAUUAGAUCCUGGACUAAAUGUACUUAUUCCUAUUAUUGAUUCAGUUAAAUAUGUUCAGAGUCUCAAAGAAAUAGCAAUUGAUGUUCCCAAACAAAGUGCCAUAACAGCAGAUAAUGUAACAUUAAAUAUUGAUGGAGUACUGUACUUGAAGAUUAAUAAUCCAUACCUUGCAUCUUAUGGAGUGGAAGAUCCUGAAUUUGCCAUUAUUCAGUUAGCCCAAACCACUAUGAGAUCAGAACUAGGAAAAAUAUCUUUAGAUAAAGUAUUCCAAGAGAGAGUAGGUCUUAACGUUAGUAUUGUAGAAAGUAUUAACAAGGCUAGUGAAGCUUGGGGUAUAUCUUGUCUUCGUUAUGAAAUUCGUGAUAUUAGAUUACCUGAAAGAGUUCACGAAGCUAUGCAAAUGCAAGUAGAAGCUGAAAGAAAGAAGCGUGCUGCCAUUCUUGAAUCCGAAGGUAUAAGAGAAGCUGACAUUAACAUAGCAGAGGGUAAAAGAAUAGCUAGAAUUCUAGGAUCAGAGGCUGAAAAGCAAGAACAGAUUAAUAAGGCUAAUGGUGAAGCAGAAGCUAUGUUGGCAGUAGCAUCAGCUCGAUCAAAAGGAUUACAAAUGGUUGCAUCAGCUUUGGGAGUUUCAGAAGGAAAAAAUGCAGCUUCUUUGGCUGUUGCAGAGCAAUACAUCCAUGCAUUUGAUAAACUGGCAAAAACAAAUAAUACUAUUAUUAUUCCUAAAAAUGUUGGGGAUAUCAGUAGCUUUGUAGCACAAGCAAUGUCCAUUUACAAGCAUGUUUCACCUCAAGUUGGAGCACAACAAUUACAAGACAGUACUAGCCAGGAAGUAGAAUCUUGGGACUCGAAUCGGUCACAAAAUGCAGAAGCUUCAGAUGAUAGUUAUGAAUACUUCAGUGACAAAGACGAAGCUGAAGAUUACAAAAAAAAGAAUAAAAGCAAAAGUAUGCCUAAACCAACGUAAGACCUUGUUAUGAUACUUCCACAUAAAGUUCUAAGACAGUUUUAUAUUUUACAAAUGAUAGGUGAUAAAUUUUUGGAAAAUGGUUAAGCACAUUGAAUGUUA
Trichogramma pretiosum is the source of this 1447-nucleotide messenger RNA. RefSeq names its product stomatin-like protein 2, mitochondrial (gene Stoml2). The transcript has 7 exons. The record is from RefSeq and is a predicted model, not a curated record. Bases 182 to 1345 code for a protein of 387 amino acids. Gene Ontology annotation, cellular component: membrane. Lineage: Eukaryota; Metazoa; Arthropoda; Insecta; Hymenoptera; Trichogrammatidae.